Molecule: messenger RNA, 2966 nt
Organism: Puntigrus tetrazona (Sumatra barb)
Lineage: Eukaryota; Metazoa; Chordata; Actinopteri; Cypriniformes; Cyprinidae
Gene: phf21ab
Product: PHD finger protein 21Ab
Exons: 18
Coding region: 352-2856 (834 amino acids)
Biological process (GO): negative regulation of transcription by RNA polymerase II
Cellular component (GO): histone deacetylase complex
Molecular function (GO): chromatin binding
Source: RefSeq, a predicted model, not a curated record
UCUUCGGGUGCUGCGGCUGUGGUGAAUGAGAUUGAAGAAGAGUUCUUGUUUUGUAUCUCAGUUUCUCUCUUUUUUACACACACAAAUUAAAAUUAAACAAACAAAAAAUAAGCUCGGUAACCUAGAUAAAUUCGGCCCAGAGCACCGCUACAGCUAUGUGAGGGAUCGGAUCGAACCGAGAUCUCGGAGUGUUUGUAAAUAUUUAUUUAAAUAAUUUGUGGGGAGAGAGAGGCACUACUGCUCAAGUGAGUAGAGGAGGGGAGUUGGAGAGAGCGCGUGAACACCAGUCUCAGUGCCAGCUGACAGGCUGAAAGUUUCCUGGGACUCUCUUUCUGGCGAACUGGAUCAAUUAUGGAAUUGCAAACAUUACAGGAGGCCCUGAAAGUGGAAAUACAAGUCCAUCAGAAACUUGUCGCCCAAAUGAAACAGGAUCCACAGAAUGCAGACCUGAAGAAACAACUUCACGAGCUCCAGGCAAAAAUCACGGCUCUGAGUGAGAAACAGAAAAAAGUGGUGGAGCAGUUGAGGAAGGAGCUGCUGGUUAAACAGGAGCCUGACUUGAAGGCACAGACGCUCACAGCAACCGCAGACGGUAAAACCUUGCUGCUGACGCCCACCUGUCCCUCUUCACAGCCGCCCACAGGGCCUCCACACAACCAGGGGGCGCCACAGAAGACUCUCACCGUGACGCCGGUCAUAACUGCAAAGACUCUACCUCUCGUGCUGAAAGCUGCCACCUCCACCAUGCCUGCUUCCAUGGCAACACAACGCCCCACAGUCGCCAUGGUCACUGCCAUCAGCAACCCCCCGAGACCCGGCACCAAUUCCGACUCCCAGAGCACACCAAUCAACCUUCAGGUGGCCAGCAAGCUACCCAAUCAGGACACAGAUGCCGGCACACGGAUUGUGUCCAAGAAUGUUAUUGUCGUGCAGGCCACCACCACCUCUGCCCAGCCUAUCAAAGUUCCCCAGUUUGUCCCUCCUCCUAGAUUGACGCCUCGACCCACCUUUCAGCCACAGGUUCGACCAAAACCCCCCAUGCCCAUCAAUGUGCCCAUCGCUCCAGCUCCUCCCCCUCCCAUGGUGGCGGCUCCUCUAAUUCAGCGGCCCCUGAUGCUCACCACCAAGCUGACGUCAUCUUUGCCUGCCUCUGCUGGGCCCAUUCACCAGGUGCACAUUGUGAACGGGCAGCAGUGUGCCACUAUUGACAAGACCACGACUACAGUCACGAGUGGCACCACACAAGUCACGGGCAUUGUCAUCAGUCCUGCCCAGACACUUCAGAUCAGCAACCUUAACUCAGACUUGAAGACUGUGAAGCAACAGGGAGGACCAGAACAGGUGGCCACAAGUACACCACCCUCACCCUCUCCUCCUCUUCCUCAUCCUCCAGCUAAGGUCAAGCGAGAAGAGAGCCCACAGAAACUUGCCUUUAUGGUGUCUCUUGGGUUGGUCACACACGACCAUCUUGAAGAGAUUCAGAGUAGAAGACAAGAACGUAAAAGGAGAACAACAGCCAACCCAGUGUAUAGUGGAGCAGUGUUUGAACCUGAGAGGAAAAAAAGUGCUGUCACUUACUUGAACACUCCACUGCAUCAAGGCACCAGGAAGAGAGGUCGCCCUCCCAAAUACAGCACCACCACCACCACCACCACCACCACCACCAGCAGCACAGCGGUGCCGGAGCUGGGCUGCAACCCCCUGCUCUCCCCCACCAGCAGCCUUCCCGCCUCCCCAGCCCCUGAGCGGCCUGACACGGGGGUCUUUCCCCUCUCUGUCCACCCUCAUUCUGUCCCCCAGCCCAGCCCCAGCUCCGGGGAUGGAGACAUCCAUGAGGAUUUCUGCACUGUGUGCAGACGCAGUGGACAGUUGCUCAUGUGUGACACAUGUUCGCGCGUCUACCACCUCGACUGCUUGGACCCACCCCUCAAAAACAUUCCCAAAGGCAUGUGGAUCUGUCCUAAAUGUCAAGACCAGAUUCUGAAGAAAGAAGAGGCCAUUCCAUGGCCAGGGACCCUAGCAAUUGUCCAUUCCUACAUUGCUUACAAAGAAGCAAAAGAAGAAGAGAAGCAGAAGUUAAUGAAAUGGAGUGCUGAACUGAAGCUGGAACGAGAACAACUAGAACAGAGAGUGAAACAGCUCAGCAACUCUAUAACAAAAUGUAUGGAAACCAAGAAUAGCAUACUUGCCCGUCAGAAAGAGAUGCAGGUCUCUCUGGACAAGGUAAAACACCUGGUCCGCCUCAUCCAGAGCUUUAACUUGAUUCAGCCCAUGGAGACGGACAUCCUACAGGAUUUCAAACAGGACUGCACAGAGUCAGGGAGCAUCAAAGAUUUAAAGGACGCUACACAAGUGUGUGUUCAGGAGAGUCCCACCGAGCCUAGCGUGCAAGUACCAGCAGCCGUAGCAGUUCCCGAAGUGAAGGCAGAGCCAGAGGUGGGUGAAAUGGCAGAGCCAGCAGCCGCAGUUAUACCUGAUGCUACAUCAGGUGAAUCGGGAGUUAGUCCCCCGGAAGUGCCGAAAACCACAGUUGACGAGGAGAUGAUGGAUACAGCGAAAACGCCAGAGCCUGUGGAAUUGCCUCAGGCCAGGGAUGUAAAAACUAAUGGAGGAGUGGACUGUGUUUGUACCGGCUUGAACCCGGAAGAAGAGGAGGGUUCUGUAAAUGUCACAGAAUCUGUGGGCUCAGAGAACAUCCCUCCCAGUGACAGCAGUUGUGUAGAAGAUGCUGGGAAGAUGGAAGUGGAGCUGCAGGAAGAUGGAAGUCAUGGCGUCAACACCAACAACGGCAAAACCUCAGAACCUUCUCAGCAGGCUUUGCCAGCCCCUCUAAGCAGCGUGGAUAACCCCAAAUAGUUCUCAGUCUCACACUAAACACAUCACCAAAACAUUUAAACAGAUUUCCUAUUGCACCUUGAACUGGUGCACAAAGUUGCCAAUCUAUACAUAUAUAUAUUAUACAUAUA